UCUUUGCUCUGCUGUUUUCGUUUGUACUUACAUGCCCCACCCACUCAUUCACUUGCAUUCAAUUCAAUUACACCAAUACAAAACAGACAAAUCAAUAUCAAACCCCCCCUUUUUGCCUUUUCCCUUUCCUCUAUUCUCCACAAACUCCCCCCUUCCUUCAUAUACCCCCACCCUCACUCACAACUCUCUAUAAAUACAUCACCACCUUCUCAUUAAAAAUUACAUUAUUUCAUAUCCUCUCUCAACAAAAAAUCAUCAUUCCUAAAACCAAAACCAAAACCAUUAAAAUGAAAGAAUAUUGGACUUCUCUUGCAUCAAUUCUUGGUGUAUUUGCAUUCUUUCAAACAAUCCUCCAAACAGUUUUUCCACCAGAACUCCGUUUCGCUUCCGCUAAACUUUUCAACAAACUCUUCAACUGUUUCUCAUCUUACUGUUACUUCGAAAUAACCGAAAUCGACGGCGUUAACACCAACGAACUCUACAACGCGGUUCAGCUUUACCUAAGUUCCUCCGUUUCCAUCACCGGGAAUCGUUUAAGCUUAACACGCGCCGUUAACUCAAGCGCCUUCACUUUCGGUCUCGCCAACAAUGACAGCAUCAUCGACACGUUUAACGGCGUUAACGUUGUUUGGGAACAUGUUGUCACACAGAGAAACUCUCAAACAUUUUCAUGGCGUCCAUUACCAGAUGAAAAACGAGGUUUCACUCUUCGUAUCAAGAAAAAAGAUAAACAAUUGUUGUUAAACUCUUAUUUGGAUUACAUUAUGGAAAAAGCUAGUGAUAUACGAAGAAAGAAUCAAGAUCGUUUAUUGUACACAAAUUCAAGAGGUGGGUCGUUGGAUUCAAGGGGUCAUCCAUGGGAAUCUGUGCCGUUUAAGCAUCCAAGUACUUUUGAUACAUUGGCUAUGGAUCCUAUGAAGAAGAAAGAGAUUAUGGAAGAUUUGCAAGAUUUUGCAAAUGGACAAGGCUUUUAUCAUAAAACUGGUAGGGCUUGGAAAAGAGGUUAUCUUCUUUAUGGUCCUCCAGGAACUGGAAAAUCUAGCAUGAUUGCUGCUAUGGCUAAUUUUCUUGGUUAUGAUAUUUAUGAUUUGGAGUUAACUGAAGUUCAUAAUAAUUCUGAACUUAGAAAGCUUCUAAUGAAAACUAGUUCUAAGUCUAUUAUUGUUAUUGAGGAUAUUGAUUGUUCUAUUAACCUCUCUAACAGAAAAAACAAUAAGAAAAGUGUUGGUUCUGUUUCUGUUAACUCUAGGAAUUUCUAUGAGAAUGGUGUUGGUGAAAUGAGAGGUGUUGGUGAAGAGAAUGGGAAUUCAAUAACUCUUUCUGGGUUGUUGAAUUUUACUGAUGGGUUAUGGUCUUGUUGUGGGAGUGAGAGGAUUUUUGUGUUUACCACGAAUCAUAUUGAGAAGCUUGAUCCUGCUUUGUUGAGGAGUGGGAGAAUGGAUAUGCAUAUUUUCAUGAGUUAUUGUUCGAUACAAGCUUUGAAAAUUUUGUUGAAGAAUUAUUUGGGGUGUGAAGAGGGUGUUGAUUUGGAUGACUCUGUUUUGAAGGAAUUGGAGGAAGUUGUUGAAAUGGCAAGGAUGACACCAGCUGAUAUAAGUGAGGUUUUGAUUAAGAAUCGGAGGAAGAAAGAGAAAGCUGUGGAUGAAUUGUUGGAGAUUUUGAAGGUGAGAGCAGAGAGGAAUGCAAAAAAUGGUAGUGUUGUGAGGAGGGAAAAUAAUGGGGUUGGAGAUGAAGAUGAUGUUGAAGAUGAAGAGCAAGAAAAAAGGGCACUUGAUAGUGAUAGUCCUAAACAAGAAUCUGAGAUUGAAGAUGAUUGCAAGGAAGGAUCAGAGGAAGAAGAGAAAAUCAAGUGAUUAUCAUAAAAAGUUAAUUGUAAUAAUAUGCAGCAGCAUGCAGUGUAGUGUAAUUCAACAAAAAAUGAAUAUUGAAGAUGGCUUAUGAAAUACAGGGGAAGGAAGAAGCUAUAGCUUCUAAAUUUUGAACUAUGGAAUUAAUCUGUCUUAUAUUUUAGUUUGUUA
Molecule: messenger RNA, 2018 nt
Organism: Medicago truncatula (barrel medic)
Lineage: Eukaryota; Viridiplantae; Streptophyta; Magnoliopsida; Fabales; Fabaceae
Product: AAA-ATPase At5g57480
Exons: 1
Coding region: 288-1853 (521 amino acids)
Molecular function (GO): ATP binding; ATP hydrolysis activity
Source: RefSeq, a predicted model, not a curated record